Messenger RNA from Prunus persica (peach), 1386 nucleotides. RefSeq names its product F-box protein CPR30. The coding region runs from base 1 to 1386 and encodes 461 amino acids. The record is from RefSeq and is a predicted model, not a curated record. Lineage: Eukaryota; Viridiplantae; Streptophyta; Magnoliopsida; Rosales; Rosaceae. The transcript has a single exon. Gene Ontology annotation, molecular function: protein binding.
AUGGAGGAGGCAUCGAUGCCGCUGAGGAGCAAGAAGAGAAUGAUGAAGCAAUUGCAAUGCAGCGAGAGAACAACGCAGUUGGUGGAGCUCCCAUUGGAUAUACUCCUGAACAUCCUUUCGAGGCUGCCCACAAGAUCACUGUUUUCUUUGCUUUGUGUCUCUAAGACCUUGCGCAGCUUAAUCGACUGCCCAUCUUUUGCUCACGAGCAUUCACAAUAUAUUGCUACCACCAAUUAUGAAGAUUUGGACCCGUCUCACGUUAUGGUUCUUACCAACUCCCAAUUAAUCACCUUGCGAGCUUUAAAUCCAUUGUCGCCCUUUAGCGAAUUUGCAUUCGACAUUUCCAACUCCCUUAGAAACGGAUUCAAUCUAAAGCUUGUUUCGUACGGCUUGCUUUUGUUUAACAAGAAAGAGUCAACAACAAAUGAUCAAGCCCUACUCCUCCUAGUCAAUCCUCUCAUGGGAGAAGUUCUAAACCUCCCACCACCACCAACCACCAUUUUCUAUGAAGCCCUGCCGCCACGCUGGAACUAUGAGUUGUAUGGUAUGGGAUACGAUGCCAUGACUAGCAGCCACAAGAUUGUUCGUCUUUCUAGACCCGGCCCAAAACACGACCUGGUGGCCCAAAUUUAUGAGCUGGGCACAGGCUCCUCAUCGUCAUGGAGACAAAUAUCCUCAGUUCCUCCACCUUCUUGUUGUCUAAGCAGCAAAAACUGUGUGUCUGCAUAUGGAAACAUGCACUGGCUAGUUAAUGGUUUCUCUUCUGAUCUUGAAUUCAGAAUACUUUCUUUUGACUUCAAAAGGGAAGAGUUCGAAUGGACUCCUCAUACCAACUUGCCAGACUUCGGUAAGCGUUCUGUUCUUCACCUGAUUAAUUUCAGAGGACGUCUCGCCAUUGUUGAUGUUACGGCAAUUUCAUCACCUAAAAACAGUCAUCACCAUGACCAAAUUGAGAUAUGGGUGAUGAAAAGUUACAAAAACUUCACGUGGGAAAAAAAGUACGCAGUAGAAAUCGAUCUUCAUCCUUGUUGCAUGAAAUCAUGGGAGACUCCUUUUCGUUUCCAUGGUGUUGGGCCUGGUUCUGUAGGUGCUUGGGAACAUGGCAUCUUUCUCAGAGAUAUUACUUCGACAAAAUCUAAAAAUAUGGUGGUUUUUUUGGAUGUGGAUAGUGGCGGCAUCAGAGCCGUACAAGUUGGAUCAUCUUCAAUGAGCGAUUGUGAUGAUCUUAUGCCCAUCAAUGUGUUCAGUUAUACCGGAGGCUAUAUUUCUCUAAGAAAAUAUGGUGAUUUGAUGGAAGCAGAGACAGGGGAGAGAAAUUUCUUCUCUGUGGGGAAGAUGAUGCAGAGGUCAAUGUUGACAAGGUAUUGUUUUGAAGUACGUGUGUAG